Alternaria rosae is the source of this 921-nucleotide messenger RNA. RefSeq lists its product as uncharacterized. NCBI's taxonomy places the organism in Eukaryota, Fungi, Ascomycota, Dothideomycetes, Pleosporales, Pleosporaceae. Bases 151 to 780 code for a protein of 209 amino acids. The transcript is spliced from 2 exons. The record is from RefSeq and is a predicted model, not a curated record.
CCAACUUUCUGUGCAUCGAGAGAGAUUGGGUCGAGAUGCUCCCUGGAUAUCUCCAUACAUACUCAAUAUUCGAUCUAAGACCUGAUUAGACUCAAUACACUUGAUACCACCCGAACAACCUUAAGAAAAGCACUGAAUCAACGUCUCACCAUGGUCGCGCAACCCAUUGGCACCAAGAAGACGCCCGUCACGUCGACGGCGAAGAAGACACCAGUAACCGCACCAGCUAAGAAAGCACCUGUCAAGGCACCAGCUGUUCAGCCUCCCAAGAAGCCUGUCAACACCGCCAUGCAGAAGAAGCCUGUGACCACGGCCCCUAAGAAGCCCGUCACAGCUGUUGGUCAAAAGAAAGCUGUACCAGCACCCGCAAAGAAGCCUGUUCAACAGCCACAACAACAGGGCUGGAUCAAUAAAGGUCUCAGUGCCGCAUCAUCAGGCAUUGGGAGUGCCGUUGGUGCUGCAACGACUGGCAUCGGCAAUGCUGCUGGUGCAGUCGUGACAGCGGCAGGCAGUGGUGUUGCUGGAGCAGGAAGAGGCGCUGGUGCAAGUAUUGCAAACUCAUCCCGCACCUGGGGCGACAUGGUACGCGAGUACGGCAAUUCCCUCAAAGACAUCACUGGCGCUCCCGGCAGUCGAUCGACCACGAACAAGAAUCCUCUCGGUUUGAGUACAAGCGGUGUCGGAGGUAUGGCUUCCAUGGCCAGUAGGCCCGGUGUGCCUGGCCUCUCAGGAGGAUCCGGUAAGGGGGGUGGUUCGGCUAGUAAUCCUCUGGGUCUAUAAGGUAUAACCCAGACGAAAUCAGGAAUAUGGACUGAGCUUGUAUGAGUAUAUGGACGACUGGGCUAAAACAUGGGUUUUCGGGAGUUGAACGACGCUGUCUAAAAAAACAUAUAUACUCGAAUCUAUCAUCUCUAGCAACAA